AUGACAUUCAAACCAGUUCGGAAGCGAUCAUCAUGGAGUAUGAUGCGUUCUGAUUUGACUGAGGGCGGUUAUGACGUCACAGAGAUACCAUCGGUUGAAAAUGGAAUCCCACUUCCGGUCAUCGUGCAUCUUACUCUCCAAUCUGUGAAAGAUGUGAUCGAAAAGAAGCAAACUAUCAUUGGGACAUUUACCUUCGGAUUGGUAUGGACGGAUGAACGUCUAACAUGGAUACCCAGUAACUAUGGAAACCAAACAUUUAUCACAUUGCCCUCCAGAAUGAUCUGGGUGCCCAACACCAACCUUGUAAACACAAACUCUGAGGACUCCCGGAUCCCAAAGAACCCUGAAGACACCAAAGUGCACAUCAGGUACGAUGGUCGGGUCUUUCUGGAAACGACUGUCCUCCAGAGCACUCAUUGUCCAAUGAAUCUUUCAAGGUUCCCUUUCGACACGCAUAACUGCAACCUGAUGUUUCGGUCUCAGGACAUGAGUACGAGUGUCAUGCUUGUACCCGGUAACAUUCGACACCGUGACGAGGACAAACCUCUGACAUGGGACGUCCUAAGUGUGGAUCAUGUGUCUGCUCCCAUAGCGGAACUGACUGGUUACCCGGCAGUUUCGGAAUUGAUCGUGAUCGCCAGACUCCAACGGCUACCGUUUCAUUAUAUUUACGUCAUCCUGAUCCCGGCCAUGCUCAUCAAUGUCAUGGGUGUCUUUUCCUUCUUGAUCCCUCUCAAGAGCGGUGAACGCGUCUCAGCUUGUAUCUCGAUUGUUCUAGGUGUCACCAUCUUUCAGAUUGUCAUCUCCGACGCCAUGCCACAGACUGGCCGGUUGAACAGCACUCCAGAGACCGUGAAAUACCUGUCCUAUUCCUUCAUUGCUUUGGUUGGAAGCAUGAUGUGUUCGAUCUUGACUCUGAACAUCAGCUACCGCACUGGUUACAUCAAGAGCAAGGCUUUGAGGAUAUUAUUCUUUCGUGUCCUUGCCUCCAUGGUCUUCAAGGGAGACGAGGGAAGGAAGAAGAUGGCUGAAAGAAGAACAAAUUUAGUGAUGUGUCAGCCUCAGAUUAAAUCUGAUGAAACAAUCGACUGUCCUUUUCAAGAGGAUACCUGUUCCAAAACUCCACCGAAAACACAGACUUCAAAGCAAGAGGAUUCUGCAAGUACAGACAUGGAAGUAGUUGCAGGCAUCUUUGAUCGUAUUUUCUUCGUCACUUUUCUAGCGGUUGAAAUUUGGAUGCUAUCAAUGCUAGGAUCCCUCUUCCUUGCGAUGUAACAAACUGUCAUUCUUGUAUUAUUUCCUUCAUUCUUCUUCUUCUUCCUUCCCCUCUUUCUUCUUCUU
Lytechinus pictus (painted urchin) is the source of this 1341-nucleotide messenger RNA. Its product is annotated as neuronal acetylcholine receptor subunit alpha-3-like. Gene Ontology annotation, cellular component: plasma membrane; neuron projection; GABA-A receptor complex. NCBI's taxonomy places the organism in Eukaryota, Metazoa, Echinodermata, Echinoidea, Temnopleuroida, Toxopneustidae. Gene Ontology annotation, biological process: regulation of membrane potential; nervous system process; signal transduction. Bases 1 to 1275 code for a protein of 424 amino acids. Gene Ontology annotation, molecular function: GABA-A receptor activity; chloride channel activity; neurotransmitter receptor activity. The transcript has 8 exons. The record is from RefSeq and is a predicted model, not a curated record.